This is a messenger RNA of Phalacrocorax carbo (great cormorant), 2216 nucleotides long. The record is from RefSeq and is a predicted model, not a curated record. NCBI's taxonomy places the organism in Eukaryota, Metazoa, Chordata, Aves, Suliformes, Phalacrocoracidae.
CUCUCCCACGACGGGAGGCGGCGGGCGGCGCGCAGGGUGGCCCCGGGGGCGGUGCGGUGCGGCCGCGGUGCGGGCGGUCCCCCCCGCGGGCGCUAGUGACGCGUCCCCAGUGACGUCGUCGGGAGGGUAUAAAAAGUAGGCGCCGCGCGGGACUUAGCAGCAGAGGCAGCCCCGGCGGCGGAGUGGAGAGACGCGCGGCGCGGACCGGACAGAGGGACGCACGCAGCCGGCCCUCGCCUCCUCCCCACGGGUGCUCCGCUACCACCGCAGCAUCGCCCCGCACGCACCACCGGCUUACGCACACCGAGCCGACAUGAUGUACCAGGGCUUCGCAGGAGAGUACGAGGCGCCCUCCUCCCGCUGCAGCAGCGCUUCCCCGGCCGGGGACAGCCUCACCUACUACCCCUCCCCGGCGGACUCCUUCUCCAGCAUGGGCUCGCCCGUCAACCCGCAGGACUUUUGCACCGACCUGGCUGUCUCCAGCGCCAGCUUCGUGCCCACGGUGACGGCCAUCUCCACCAGCCCCGACCUCCAGUGGCUGGUGCAACCCACCCUCAUCUCCUCGGUGGCCCCCUCCCAGAGCCGCGGGCACCCCUACGGCGGCGUCGCGGCGCCCGCCUCCGCCGCCUACUCCCGCCCCGCCGUGCUGAAGGCGCCGGGGGCCCGCGGGCAGAGCAUUGGCCGCAGGGGCAAAGUCGAGCAGCUGUCCCCGGAGGAGGAGGAGAAGAGAAGGAUCCGCCGGGAAAGGAACAAGAUGGCAGCGGCCAAGUGCCGCAACCGGCGGCGGGAACUCACCGACACGCUGCAGGCGGAGACUGACCAGCUGGAGGAGGAGAAGUCUGCGCUGCAGGCAGAGAUCGCUAACCUGCUGAAGGAGAAGGAGAAGCUGGAGUUCAUCCUGGCGGCCCAUCGGCCGGCCUGCAAGAUGCCCGAGGAGCUGCGCUUCUCUGAGGAGCUGGCGGCUGCCACCGCGCUGGACCUGGGCACCCCCAGCCCUGCCGUGGCUGAGGAGGCUGCCUUCACGCUGCCGCUGAUGGCUGAGGCACCGCCAGCCGUGCCGCCCAAGGAGACCGCCGGCGGCGGGCUGGAGCUCAAGGCUGAGCCCUUCGACGAGCUGCUUUUCUCCACGGGGCCGCGGGAGGCCUCCCGCUCUGUGCCCGACAUGGACCUGCCUGGGGCCUCCUCCUUCUAUGCGUCGGACUGGGAGUCGCUGGGCGCCGGGACCAGCAGUGAGCUGGAGCCCCUCUGCACUCCUGUGGUGACCUGCACCCCAUGCCCCAGCACCUACACUUCCACCUUUGUCUUCACCUACCCUGAGGCGGACGCCUUCCCCAGCUGCGCUGCCGCGCACCGGAAGGGCAGCAGCAGCAAUGAGCCCUCGUCCGACUCCCUCAGCUCCCCCACCCUCCUGGCCUUGUGAGGGGCUCCAGCAUUGACUGACCUGCCGGGCCCCCUCCCCUGCCCGUGCACCCCCACGGACUUGCCGCUGCGCCCCAUGGGGCUCCCCGGGCCUGGGGAGGGCCCUGCCACCGCCACCCUGCCCUGUCUGGCCUGGUGCCCUGGGGCCUGGCAAAGCGCCCUGCACUGAGGCCUCGUACCUCUUCCAGAGAUGUAGCAAAUCGCAUGGAGUUUGUCUCGUCCCCAAUGGCCCAUCCAUGAGAGCUGGUAGUCUGUAGCAUGUCCCACAUGGCUGGGUAGGUGACUCCCUCCCCUCCUUAGUAUCACUAGCAUUAACUAAUUAAUCUCUUGGUUUUAAAUGAUUGGAAUUUAACCUGGUGCUGGGUAUCUCCAACUCGUAUCUAGUGCAGCUGAUUAACAAUAACUACUGUGUUCCUGGCAAUAUCGUGUUCUGAUGACUUAGCAAUGACCCAUCUUGCGUGGGGGGGAAAGAGACUUUAUUUUAUUUUCUAGUAGGUAGAUAAAUAGCUAUAUCCAUGUACUGUAGUUCUACAUUGAUGUUCAUUGUAACUUUACUGAUCAUGCAUUGUUGAGGUGGUCUGAAUGUUCUUACAUAAGUUUUCCAUGAAAACGUUUUUAUUGUGUUUUUAAUUUAUUUAUUAAGAUGGAUUCUCAAAUAUUUAUAUUUUUAUUUUAUUUUUUUCUACCUUGAGGUCUUUUUUGACAUGUGGAAAGUGAAUUUGGAUGAAACUUAAGCAUUGUUUGCUUAUUAUUGUUCAGAUACAUUGUCAAUAAAAGCAUUUAAGUUGAUUGCUGGA